GAGUUCAAACCCACGAUGUCCUGAAGAUGGUGCAGUACUCGAAAAAGAACAAGUGAGUGGUUAACAUUUAUAUAUUUAUAUUCUGACAACCUUUAUUCCAUGGUAGGCUCACAUUAUCAGAAGAGUGGUAAUUACAAUCGUGGACGUAAUGCUUGAGACCAUUCCUGUCAACAUUGCGAAGUUAGCGUACGUUGGCAAAACAAAUGUCAUCAACCUUUCUUCCCUAGUUCAAUGUUGUGACCAUCCCCGGAAAAACUUUUGGUAAUUUACCGCGACAUAAGCUCAACAUUGAGUUCGGGAGUGGUAGGUUGUUUGGAUAAAUCACUAGAUCAUUGGAACUGAUUUCCCAUCAGUCUCUGCGAUCAAGUUAUCAGUCCAAUUAGCUUUUAUCACGAUGACGAAUAUCCGCCAUUUUUUGGUGGCAUCCAAUUCUCAUUAACCAAUGCAGACAAUUAAAACAAUGUGAAAAGCAAUUUUUCAAAAUGAACUAACCAUUUACAAAGCAAAUUUAAUUACCAUCAUUUGUCAAAAAAAAUCUAAAAAGUCGCUGUUAUGUGGACUUAUCUCGCAGACUUCCAAAAAUGGCGGCGUGAUGUUGCAACUGUCAUAAACGUGCGUUAGCUGGAUUUGAACUGAGAUUAGCGAACUUUUAAGCAAGCGACAUUUUUGUCAACACGGACGUCAGAUUGCCGAGGGGAGACAGGAUUACAAACUGUGUUUGUAUCAGUUUGUGGUAACCUUCAACACAUAUGACAAAACAUAAAAUUUUUAAAGUUUUUUGCUUCCUUACAUGAUUGAGCGGUAUGAUGCAAAAUGCAACCAAAAUGGACCAUUUGCAUUAUAGACUAAAUUUUGAUCCGGACAAGAAUUUCACCACAGCUUGAAAGAGCAUCACAAAAUUAGUAAUAUUCCGAAGUUAGUAAUAUUCCGUUGCGAAAUGUUGUAAAAUGCGGAUAAUAUAGCCUUGUGAAAUUUGCAAUUUUCAGUCAUUUUAGAUUACAAACGGGAAAUUGGUGUCCCAACACCCGAUUGGGCUGUCAAUUUCCCGUGCGUAAUACAAAAUGACUGAAAAACGGCAACCCUUGCAAGGCUAUAUUAUCCGCAAUUUACAACAUUUCGCAACGAAACUUUGGAAUAUUACUAAUUUUGUGAUGCUCUUUCAAGCUGUGAUGAAAUUUUUGUCUAGACUUGUUUAGAUCAAAAUUUAGUCUAUAAUGCAAAUGGUCCAUUAGUUCUACCAAUUUUCGAGUGACGUUUGUGUUGACAAAAACAUCGUUUGCUUAAACUCACUAUUAGAAUAAGAUAAACAAUCACUCGAACCUUGGGUAUUUGUCUUAAAAAGUUUGAUAUUAAUCUCUUUCAGGUUUUUCCCGAUGUUUUCACUAAACGUGAGCUCAAUGGAUUAUGUUUGCAUUGUACCAACCAAGGCUGUCAUUGGCAUGGCACUUAUGAAGCACUGGAGGUGAGUUGGGGUGGUAAGGAGAGGGGCCGGGAGGAACGAAGGUGAAAAUAUUUUGAGCAAUCUAAGCUUGCCACUGUAGAUUAAGAGUGGGGGAUUUACUUAAUUAAUUAACCAGUUUGCAGCUAGAGUGUGCAAGUGCACGCACCAUUUUUUGUCGCUCCUUGAAUGAGUGAAAUGUCAGUUUAAGGUUGAAAAAAUGCGUUUAUUGCCAGUUAAAUUAGUGUUAUGCGGGCAAACGAAAGCGAAGAUUUAAUGUUCAAGAAGAGGAAAGCACACAGAAAUCCUAAUACCUGUCCAUUUUCACGCGAUGCCCACGACUUAAUUCACGCACGAGAUCUCGUCGAUUUUCCGCCUAGUGGCCCCACGUGUUACUGAUGUUGGGCUUUUUCCUUCUGUUUGAAAACUCGUACAAGAAGGUGCGUGAUUGUUCUCUAUUGUGUUGCGAAUUAAGGUAUUUUCCUCGUCCCUCGCCAAAACCUAACCCUUAAGCCUUAGUUCUCAAGCGCGUGUCCUAUGAGCUAUGUAAACGUCUAAUCGAUAUUAGAGAAAGACAAUCACGAAAAUAAUUACAAUUUACUGAGACGACUGAGUAUCUUUUUAACACAUCUUUUUUCACUUGGGAAAAAAUGCGAACCGCUUUGGGAAUUCUCGUGCAAGUAGAGUUUAAUCUUUUUUUAUCCCAGUUCACUAAUCUGUUGAAUAAAUCCCAGGGUCGGCCGUUGCACGGAGGUAACGAGCCCUACAGACCGUUCGAGAGAAAGUUGUUCACACAGUAGCAAGUAGAAUAAGACAAUUCAACUAAUAAUGGAACCAUUUCUUUGUGACGCAGGGACAUUCUGCUGUCUGUGAACAUGCUUUGAUAAACUGCAUCCAUUCGCAAUGCAGGAUGAAAUUCCAACGCUCUCUUAUGGGUGAACACUUGAAAAGUGAAUGUGAAUAUCGGAAUGUGAAGUGUGACUUUUGUGGGAAAGAUGUCACCUUUUCCUCGAUGAAGGUAAGUAAAAAUAAAGUAACUUUUGAGAACAGUUUGAACAAUCUAGCAAGUCACGUCGUCUUAUGUAAUUAACCUUGAACCUUGUAAUUAUGCUUGAACCAGUACGGUAUACUCAGUUUUACUCGCUGAUCAUCUAGGAACAUGUUGAUACGAUCUGUGAAGGUGCACCAGUGACUUGCAAAUACUGUAAGGAAGAUGUCUUGAGAAAAGACAUUGAAAGACAUGAGAGACGUGAUUGCGACGAGGUUCCGGCGACUUGUGAGUAUUAAGAUGUAGGAUGCAACCACGAUAAGGUAAUACGCGUACUGUGAUGAUAGCAAAUGAGCAGUAAGGAAUGAGUAGUACAAUAAGAUUUACCUCAUUUAACCUGCACCAAUUGCAUCAGAACUCGUCUUCACUAUUCUACUUGGAUGGCCCUUACUGGGGCUCUAGCCAGUCUGGGAUGUAAGUAGUAUAAUUUUAUUUUAACCUUCCUAGGAACGAAACCAUGCGAUUCAUUCAUCCUUGUGAUUGCGUUGUUUUGUGAAAAGAUUAAAGUGCAUUACAAAACCUUGAAUUUUUAACUGCACAACUUUGAUAAUAAUUCCUCUCAGAAAACAUGGAAAAUGAUCUUCUGACGCUUCGAAAUGCAAAACAAAUUUCAGGAGGGGGGGGGGGGCGCAUGCCCAGUCUCCUGCCCCUUAAUGAGCACACCAAUAACAAUUUGCUUACGACCGCACUGCUUAUUAACUACGUUUACACGCUGCGCUUUGUCAUGUACGAUUCGUAUUCUGGCGUAUUAAAACGAGUGCUGCCGACAUAAUUCAGUGCUGUUUUGCUAUUAAAAAGAAAUUUCAAAUGUAGCCAGCUUACGCAUGUUUACUCAAUAACAUACGCCAGAAAACGAAUCAUACACGAUUAAUCGCAGCGUGUAAAAAUAGCUUUACUGGACCUCAAGGAGGAACAGUUUAGAACUGUCAAGUUUUAAUACGGUUGGUAGUUAUAAGAGAUGAGAAAUUGUUUGCUGUUGUUCAUGUAUCUGAUAGUUAAGAUUAAGUUUCAACAAAAUAUGCUUCGAAAGGAUGCACACGUAAAAACGCACAAGUUCUUGCAGGUCUGCAAACAAGGUGCGAGAAAUCUGCUCACAAGUUGUCGACAACUUGUGUUCGCACUGCUUGUUCCCAGUUGUUGGAACAAGUUUGGAACAAGCUUGUAACAAACUUGCUUGAUGGCAUUAUCAGACUUGUUACAAGGUUGUUCUGACAAAUAUAUCUGAUGCAGUCUGCAUGAUAUAACAAUGUUACAAGGUUGACAAUGUUGUUAUAUCAUGACUGUAUCGCACCUAUUGGAACAACCUUGCAACAAACAAAUCUAAUAUCAGCAAAGUUGUUACAAGUUGUCAACAAGUUCUUCCAUAGUUGUUGAUAACUUGAGAGCACAACUUGUUGAGAACCUGUGGGAGCACAACUUGUUGACGGCUUGUUGGUAGACUUGCUAUAAAAUGUGAGCUUUUUACAUGUGUAGAUGAGCAAAUACUCAGCUGCUGAACUGACAAACGCUCAACUGCCCAAUAGUCUUGUAUAAAUUAUUAUUUGCCAUACAUCUUUGAUACAAUUUGUAGGCUUUGAAGCGAAGGGAACUGCGCCAACAUUUGAAUGAUGGAUUGAUAGUCCAUGGUGGACAACUACUGCGCUAUACUCUCGCCGUUGCUUCUCAACUAAACGACUUCAUCCCACGUCCAGAAUAUACAGGAAUGUUGCAGAAAAUCCGAGACGACAUCACUGAGGUUCGCUCUGGCUUGGCUGAGAAAUUCAUCAUGGUUGUUGGAAAGUUAACUGGUUUGGAAAGACGGAUUGAAAGCUUGGAAUCCAAUGGUGGGGGUGAUACAAGGAUCGGAAAUGACAUGCAUGAGCUACAAAGUAAAAUUAGAGACCUUGUUACUGAAUGCGGCAACUUACGUGAACGGAAUAUGAGUUUAGAACGAGAAGUGAGAGAUAAGGUCUCAAUUAUCGAUCGUUUGCGAAGUAGGAUGGAUCAAAUGGAUGAGUCACUUGCUCUGAAUACAGUCAAAAUUACCGAUUUGGAGUCCCAAAGAGGUCCGCGUGCACAACAAGCUAUCCACAGUUGUAAUAGCACUUUACUGUGGAAGAUCGAAGGCUAUCAAAGAAAACGACAAGAUGCUAUUAACGGAGUGAAGACAGCCUUGUAUAGUCCACCUUUCUACAGCGCUCAGUAUGGUUACAAGAUGUGUGCUAAAAUAUAUUUGAAUGGGGAUGGUUUUGGAAAAGGAUCGCAUUUGUCGUUGUUUUUCGUUGUGAUGAGAGGCGAUUACGAUGCUCUUCAAACCUGGCCAUUUCAAAAGAAGAUCACGAUGAUGCUGUUGGAUCAAGGCAAUGAAGAUCACAUGAUUGAUGCGUUUAAUUCGGAUCCUCAAAGUUCAUCUUUCGAACGUCCAAGGUCUGAUAUGAAUGUCGCUUCGGGUUCCCCGCUCUUUAUGCCUCUUGAUAGCUUGAAUAAUCGUCAGUACAUCAAAGAUGAUGUCCUGUUUAUUAAGAUAAUCGUCGACUGA
Molecule: messenger RNA, 5004 nt
Organism: Paramuricea clavata
Lineage: Eukaryota; Metazoa; Cnidaria; Anthozoa; Malacalcyonacea; Plexauridae
Source: the annotation of a GenBank genome assembly